AUGUAUAAUCGUGUAGAUGAAGUCACCGGUGAAAUCAAGAAGGAGUACAAGGAAGGGCUCACCGGAUUUAUGCAAUUUGCUACAAAUCAAGAAAUCUCUCGUGAACAAGGUAAAAUGAGUUGUCCUUGUAGCAAAUGUGAUAACGAGAAAUUCAUUAAUAUUGAGACUGUAUGGAAGCAUUUGUUUUGGAAAGGAUUCACACCCGGGUAUUAUAUAUGGUUUUCACAUGGAGAGGAUUUUGGAACAUUGCCUAGUACUAGUCAUGUUAAUAUAGGCGAGUGUGGAAAUGAAAGAGUAGAAAAUAUGGUUUUAGAAGAAGAAAAUACAAUGAAUAUGGAAGAAGAUAAUGGUGGUAACAUAGUUAGAGAUGUGUUUCGUGAAACCAUUGAUGGGGCUAAUAUUGCUGAGGAACCAAAUGAAGAAGCAAAGCGGUUUUAUGAUAUUCUACAAGCCGCUAGGAAUCCGAUCUAUGAAGGAUGCAAAGAUGGUUUAUCAGCUCUAUCAGCUGCAACUAGAUUUUGCUAA
Molecule: messenger RNA, 525 nt
Organism: Brassica oleracea var. oleracea
Lineage: Eukaryota; Viridiplantae; Streptophyta; Magnoliopsida; Brassicales; Brassicaceae
Exons: 2
Coding region: 1-525 (174 amino acids)
Source: RefSeq, a predicted model, not a curated record